Paracoccidioides brasiliensis Pb18 is the source of this 489-nucleotide messenger RNA. Its product is annotated as mitochondrial 54S ribosomal protein YmL27. Gene Ontology annotation, cellular component: mitochondrial large ribosomal subunit. The coding region runs from base 1 to 489 and encodes 162 amino acids. The record is from RefSeq and is a predicted model, not a curated record. Gene Ontology annotation, molecular function: structural constituent of ribosome. Gene Ontology annotation, biological process: translation. The transcript is spliced from 2 exons.
AUGUUUAAACCCACACCAUGUCUGAAUGCGCGGCUGCGGUUGACCACCAAGCAAGUCAACGGAGGCUAUUACAAGGGUAACCGGACAGGCAAUGUUGGAUUUUUUGGCAAGAGAAAAGGCACAUACUAUAUCGAUUGGCGGAAAGUUCGCACAUAUGUCGUUCCAGAGGGACUGGAUACAUUCAAGCUCACCCCAUUCGUUACGAAACGAAUGGAGCCCACAAGAACGCAGUACACGAAAACGAUAAUGAUCGGCGAGCGGAAGGUGGAGGCGCCACGGGCGAUGGAUGGAAAGGAUUACCUCGACGAUUGGUAUGCGAAUAACGUUUUAGAGUCUGAUCAACUGGAACGGUACCGGAAGGGAGAGGUUGUCGAAGAGGACGGUGCAGCUGUAGAGUCAGAAGUAGCUGAAACCACUUCAGAACAGUACACGGAGUCAACGGCGGCGGACAACAGUAGCAACAAGAGUCCAAGAAACCAAGUGCCCUGA